AUGGCUGUUCUGACAAUCUCUUCCUUAUUAUCUCUCUCUCCUCACUGCGCCACCGCUUCGUCCACUCGCCGUCAGGCGCCGCCAUGGAAAUCUCUGCCUAUGCGGGCCGUGGAAGCUCAGGUACAGCCACGAUUUCACAACUUGCGGAAGGUUCCGAUGCGCAAUUUUUCGAUCCGGUCAUUAUGGACUCCGAGAGGGGGCGUUGGGUACUCGAGCUGCAGCAAUGACAACAAAUUGAAGAAGCACAUCGCCGGGAUUUUCAGAGGGAUGAGUUGCUCUGACGAGUUGGGGAAGCGCACCUCGAAGUUCUUGUUCCAGUUGGCAGUUGCCGCGAUGAUGGUUACUUCCGUAUCUUUUGGCGUCAGCAAUGCUUAUUCGAGCGCCCUAAGCGAAGAGAAUUUACUGUUCUUGGAGGCGUGGAGAUUGGUUGAUCGUGCUUAUGUGGACAAAACUUUCAAUGGACAGAGUUGGUUUCGUUACAGAGAAGAAGCUCUGCGCAGCGAGCCCAUGAAUACUCGCGAAGAGACGUACAAUGCUAUACGGAAGAUGGUUGCCUCGCUGGACGAUCCUUUCACGAGGUUUCUGGAACCUGAAAAGUUGAGGAGCUUGAGGUCAGGAACAGAAGGUUCUCUUACUGGUGUAGGGCUGUCCAUAGGCUAUCCUAGCCGGUCUGGGGAAUCAUCAGCUGGGCUGGUUGUUAUUUCAGCUUCCCCAGGAGGUCCUGCAAACAGGGCUGGCAUUUUGUCUGGAGACAUCAUCAUGGCAAUAGAUGAUAAAAGCACAGAAGGCAUGGGUAUAUAUGAUGCUGCAGACCGUCUACAGGGUCCAGAGGGAAGUUCAGUCGAAGUGACGAUUCGCAGUGGUACAGAAGUAAAGCAUCUGGGUUUGACACGGGAGAAGGUGUCUCUAAAUCCAGUCAAGACUAAACUUUGUGAAAUUCCUAAAUCUGGGAAAGGCUCAUCUAAGAUUGGGUACAUCAAACUGAGUUCAUUCAGCCAAAAUUCUGCAGGUGCUGUGAAGAAAGCUGUCAGUAGUUUUAAGAGCGACGGUGUCAAUACCUUUGUUCUAGACCUUCGAAAUAAUAGUGGUGGUCUAUUCCCAGAAGGAGUUGAAAUUGCCAAGAUUUGGUUGGACAAAGGUGUGAUUGUAUAUGUGUGUGACAGUAAGGGUGUUAGAGACAUUUACGACACUGAUGGAAGUGGCGCCCUAGCAACUUCAGAUCCGCUAACAGUUUUGGUGAACAAGGGUACUGCAAGUGCAAGUGAAAUACUAGCCGGUGCAUUGAAAGACAACAAACGUGCAGUGUUAUAUGGAGAACCCACAUUUGGCAAAGGAAAGAUUCAGUCUGUGUUCCAGCUAUCCGAUGGCUCAGGUGUGGUUGUGACGGUUGCUCGUUAUGAGACACCUUCGCACAUUGACAUUGACAAGGUGGGAGUGAUGCCGGAUCAUCCUCUCCCCAACUCAUUUCCAGCUGACGGUGACGAUGGUCUCUGCAUUUGCCUCCAAGACCCAGCAUCUUGCAACUCCCGUGUGGCCACCACUGCAAUAUCAGCACUGGAGAUGAGGCCGAUGCAGAUGGAUUUCUUCGCCGAAAUGGAAGAGCAAGGAUCGACGGUGGCGAUGGACGUCGAUGACGUUGACCCGCUCGAAAUGUUCAGCGAAGGCAUGAUGAACGAGAGCAAGCUCGCCGACGCCGAUUUCUUCAAUAGUUUCGAGGACGAUUUCGACGACUCGGACAUCAACUGA
Linum trigynum is the source of this 1746-nucleotide messenger RNA. The record is from the annotation of a GenBank genome assembly. NCBI's taxonomy places the organism in Eukaryota, Viridiplantae, Streptophyta, Magnoliopsida, Malpighiales, Linaceae.